Mus musculus (house mouse) is the source of this 12605-nucleotide messenger RNA. It is a transcript of the gene Kcna2, whose product is annotated as potassium voltage-gated channel, shaker-related subfamily, member 2. The record is from RefSeq and is a predicted model, not a curated record. Gene Ontology annotation, biological process: monoatomic ion transport; neuronal action potential; optic nerve development. The transcript is spliced from 4 exons. Gene Ontology annotation, molecular function: voltage-gated monoatomic ion channel activity involved in regulation of presynaptic membrane potential; delayed rectifier potassium channel activity; outward rectifier potassium channel activity. Bases 1705 to 3204 code for a protein of 499 amino acids. Gene Ontology annotation, cellular component: plasma membrane; dendrite; endoplasmic reticulum membrane. Lineage: Eukaryota; Metazoa; Chordata; Mammalia; Rodentia; Muridae.
GCAUACUCUUUAGUGGACAUAAGCAUGACAAAUGGGAGAAACAGAGACCCUCAGGGGAACCAUCCAGAAGGAGUACAUAGCUGAGCACUGUAGGUUGUUUCUGCUGAAUAGCUGAGACUACGGUAGAAAGCAGGAUGAAUAAGAAACACAGCCCAGUGGUUAGGUACAAAGAGAAACACAAACGGAAGCCUAAGAGAUCUGAGAGCAGACAGGGCACCAGAAACCAUUGUUUUUUAGGUGAUUGUUAGAGAUAAACUCUUCAUGCACAGUUUACCACUGACAGGUUGCUUCUUCUGCAGCAAAUUUACUUAUCCAAUAACUUGACAGAAAUUGAAGUUUGAAUUUGGCAAGUGAAACACCCAGGCUAGACUCUGGAUCCUGCAUUGACAACCGAUCUUCAUAGCCAAUCUUCCAGGAGCCAGAAGCCAAACGAGUCUGGUCUUACAAGACAUUGAUUUCCCUCUAAGCCCACCAAAGCCUUCUAGCUUUGUAGCUCUAGGUAGGGUCCAAUCUUUCACCCACCUUAUAGGCUCCCACUGGGAAAUGGCCGAAUCUCUUAGAACCUUCCCUUGCAGGGAAGCAGGCUUUCAGAGUUUCUGAUACUUGCAUAAAGAGAACUGUCUUAGCAGAAAGGGCCAGGGAAGAGUCUUUCACACACCAGAGCCCCUCUGAACAUCAGAGCUCAGAAGUUCAUUUCAAUGAGUCCCUCUGUGGAGUAUCCGUGUAGGCGGUUCUGACAGGGGGCCUGCAGAACUGUACUAGUGAAGGCUUGGAGCUUUUGCAAGGUUUGCAAGCCAAUCUGGACCCCCUAAAACACUCCUAUCCCCAACCUAAGCCAAGAACUUCCUAUACAAAUUAUUUCCGAGGCAAAGGGCAUAUCCUGCUCUACCAUGCACCCCCACGGUGAGAUCGUGGGCCAGCUGGUGGUGUUAAGAUCUGUGAAAGGGCUUUUGUAAGGAGCCUGCUCUCCCAAGGGCAACUGUGUGUCCCUCCGCCCUCUCUGUCCAGAGCCCUGGGGAAAGGAAGUCAGAAAGGCUAGAAGCCAGUCCUGCAGUUCUGUUGUUCUGCAGUUCCCCCCAACCCCCACCCCGUGGGGGGCAAAGACAGCAGUGAGUUUCUGCUACACUGAGGCCAGGCCCUCACCUGCUGUAUUGUCCUGGGAAACCGAGUCUGUGCUGGGCAGUACCCAGCUGAGCUCUGCGCGGAGUUUUGUUUGGCAACGUCACACCUCCGGAGGACAGCCAGGAGGACUCAGGCUUUUGCUGAGCUGUGCAUCUUGCCUCCUUCCUUCCAAAGGCUUCAGACCCAAGCUCCACUCUCCUCCUCAAGUCGUGGUGCGCGCCCCUGGCCAAGCAUCUCACUGUCCCUCGAGCCCCAUCCAGUCCUAGAGCACACCUCCAGGACCUGCCCUCCUGCUCAGAAUGACUCACCAUUAUUUCCAGCUCAAGUGAGAAGAUGUGACGGGGACUGAGCUGCCUAUUUGUGUAUCUGUGCCAUCAGAUCUGCUCUUCGAAGAAGAGUACCUCAGGCUCCUGCCUGGCCAGCCGAGUGGGGCUGUGUCUCCAACUCACAAAGGGCUCUGGGGCUUUCCUGCAGAAGCUCAGACUUAUGCUUCUGUGUUUCCUGGGGCCGUUAUCAGCACCGAGUUCCCUGCUGCAGGCAGCUGGAAGGCAUUAAAGUAAAGCACACUUCUCAGCCCCAAUUAUGACAGUGGCUACCGGAGACCCAGUGGACGAGGCUGCUGCCCUCCCUGGGCACCCACAAGACACCUAUGACCCAGAGGCAGACCAUGAAUGCUGUGAGAGAGUGGUCAUCAACAUCUCAGGCCUGCGGUUCGAAACUCAGCUAAAGACCUUAGCCCAGUUCCCAGAGACCCUCUUAGGGGACCCCAAGAAACGGAUGAGGUACUUCGAUCCCCUCCGAAAUGAGUACUUUUUUGAUCGCAACCGCCCUAGCUUUGAUGCCAUUUUGUACUACUAUCAGUCUGGGGGCAGGUUGAGGCGACCUGUGAACGUGCCCUUAGAUAUCUUCUCGGAAGAAAUCCGGUUUUAUGAGCUAGGAGAAGAAGCAAUGGAGAUGUUUCGGGAGGAUGAAGGCUACAUCAAGGAAGAAGAGCGUCCUCUGCCUGAAAAUGAGUUUCAGAGACAGGUGUGGCUUCUCUUUGAAUACCCUGAGAGCUCAGGGCCUGCCAGGAUUAUAGCCAUUGUAUCUGUGAUGGUCAUUCUGAUCUCCAUCGUCAGCUUCUGUCUGGAAACCUUGCCCAUCUUCCGGGAUGAGAAUGAGGACAUGCAUGGUGGCGGGGUGACCUUCCACACCUAUUCCAACAGCACCAUCGGGUACCAGCAGUCCACCUCCUUCACCGACCCUUUCUUCAUUGUAGAGACUCUCUGCAUCAUCUGGUUCUCCUUUGAGUUUCUGGUUAGAUUCUUUGCCUGUCCCAGCAAAGCUGGCUUCUUCACCAACAUCAUGAACAUCAUUGACAUUGUGGCUAUCAUCCCUUACUUUAUCACCCUGGGGACAGAGUUAGCUGAGAAGCCAGAGGACGCCCAGCAAGGCCAGCAGGCCAUGUCACUGGCCAUUCUCCGUGUCAUCCGGUUGGUAAGAGUCUUUAGGAUUUUCAAGUUGUCCAGACACUCCAAAGGUCUACAGAUUCUAGGUCAGACCCUCAAAGCUAGCAUGAGGGAAUUGGGCCUCCUGAUAUUCUUCCUCUUCAUUGGGGUCAUCCUCUUCUCUAGUGCUGUCUAUUUUGCAGAAGCUGAUGAGAGAGAUUCCCAGUUCCCCAGCAUCCCGGAUGCUUUCUGGUGGGCAGUCGUCUCCAUGACAACUGUAGGCUAUGGAGACAUGGUUCCAACUACCAUUGGGGGGAAGAUAGUGGGUUCUCUGUGUGCAAUUGCAGGUGUGUUAACCAUUGCCUUACCAGUCCCUGUCAUAGUGUCUAAUUUCAACUACUUCUACCACCGGGAGACAGAGGGAGAGGAGCAGGCCCAGUACUUGCAAGUGACAAGCUGUCCAAAGAUCCCGUCCUCCCCUGACCUAAAGAAAAGUAGAAGUGCCUCUACCAUAAGUAAGUCUGAUUACAUGGAGAUACAGGAGGGAGUUAACAACAGCAAUGAGGACUUUAGAGAGGAGAACUUAAAAACAGCCAACUGUACCUUGGCUAACACAAACUAUGUGAAUAUUACCAAAAUGUUAACUGAUGUCUGAUUGAAGCCUACUAAUGUACUCACAGCUCAACAGGACUGAUGCAGAUGUUGCAUAAUAGCCUGCAUUGUAGUCAGUGUUCUACAGUGUUCUACAGCAUCUGGUUCUGCAUGGAAAGCAAUAGUUCGUGCAAGUGACUUUUGAUCUUUUGAUUUUUGAUUUAGAACACAGAAUAUUUAUCAUGGCUUUCAUGAAAUCUUCAUCACCGACUUACAGGUUUCCAAAGAGGAGAGUCACCCAUGGAGCCAGCAUCUCAGAAAGGCACAAUGCAGCCCCCUCACACCCACACACAACCUACCAUAGCAACACUAUCCUAUCUUCCUACCUAAACAUGAGCACACCUGGGAGGUGCAUUCCCUCCACCCCACCCCUACCACCCUAUUUCAGCCCAUCUGCCCCUUCACAGAGGAACAUACCAUUGUGGCUUAGUUCUAAAGUCUGGUGACUACUCAAAGGUCAUUCUCGGUUUUGUGUUGAGAAGAACACACAGUCCUGUGUGUUGGAACUACUUUCUGUGUCACAGGCUGGGGUUUGUGAAUUGCAGUUGCCAACUAGAUGCUCCGGAGGCUUAUGUUUCGUAACGGAAAAAUGCUGCAUUCUGCUUUUUCUCUGCAGUGUCGAUGUGAGGGAAGCCCAGGGGGGUGGGGGAGGGACAGUUAAUAUGACCAAAUAUGAAUUGCCAAGUUUCACAUUUGUUCCCUUAGGCCUAUGGGGAGAAGCUACCUAAUUCAGGGACUUCUCAGCUUCAGAUACCAUUUUGCAAGCUUCAGGGUCACCGAAUGUGUUUGAUUUCUUCUUUUACUCUGGAGUUUGCAAGACAUCUGCUUUCCUGGUGGUGUGGCCCAGCUCCACUGACACUGCAGUGGAGUAUACCAGUCAUGCAAUAGAACUGCAUGGGUGUUCACUGCAUGAAUCUCAAUAUUUAAAACACAGGAGAUAACCUAUUUUCCUAGUAGCCGAUACAGUAUUCCUACUUAGAGUAUUAAUAGCCUUGGGAUGGUAUUGAACAGGGGUUUUUCACAUCAAAAGGCAAAAGCCCUUCAUCAGGGUAAAACAAAUAGACUAUUUGGAAUGGGGAACCAAAACUUCUGGCUGGCCCUCUCAGCCCACCUCUGGUCUUUCACUGGGAACACAGACCCUGCCACACCAGGAGAAUAAACAGAAAAGUCAGAGUGUAAACACUCACAUGACUGAACUUUGGGGAUUAAUCUAGUCGUGGGCAUGACUACACAGCUUACCAGGGUCCUGAAGACAGGCAGGUCUGUGGGUUCAAUGUAUAUAAAUAUAUAUCAGCUCUCUCUCUCUCUCUCUCUCUCUCUCUCUCUCUCUCUCUCUUUCUCUCUCUCUCUCGUGUUCCUCUAGCAAGCUAUAGAAAAAAUUGCAUUUGAACAUUGUAUAUGCUUAUGCAAUAUCUUGACACAGGGCAAUUUAUGCAUGUGUUUGACUAUGUGCACUAGAAUAUAUAUAUAUAUAUAUAUAUAUAUAUAUAUAUAUAUAUAUAUACAUACACAAGUGUGUGUAUAUACAUUAUACAUACACAUAUAUAUAUAUUCAUUCUCUGGAGUUCAGAUUCAGGAGCAGAUCUAUUACUCGGUGGGUUGGUGGUGUAAGAAACCCAAUGGGUACAGUAAACCCACUGGGCCUGGGUUUGCUGUCAUUGCCUCAGACAUGCUCCAGUGUUCAUGGAUUCCUAGAUAUUAGAAUUGUCUUUCUGCCCUCCAUGUGCUGCAGCUUCAGUUUCCCACGGCUGAAGCUUGUCUUACUGAGUGCACAAGGGUCCUAUAGCCCUCACAGCUCCAGCUAUCCUGGGCCAGGCCCACCCAGGCCUCCUCCCUAGAAUCCAUCCCAUUAAUCAUCUCCAUUAUUAUCCUCUGCCCCAUUUGAUUCUCUAUCAUUUGGUUCUACAUCCAUCAUUUUCAUGAACCUGUCCAUAGGCGGAUCCUCUGCUUUGAAACCAAGGAGUAAAACUCCUUGGGACCGGAUUCUGCUAAUCUACACUUAAAGGAAGCCUCCUAUUGGUGGAAAUUUCCUAAUUCCAGAACCAAGGGAUGGAUUCCCUAAAUGACCCAAAGCAUCAUUUUGAUUACUAAACUCAGACUCUCUCUCCCUAGCAUACUGAUAAUAAGAGCUGCCCUUUAAAAAAAGAAAGAAAGGAAGGAAGGAAGGAAGGAAGGAAGGAAGGAAGGAAGGAAGGAAGGAAGGAAGGAAGAAAGAAAGAAGAAAGAAAGAAAGAAAGAAAGAAAGAAAGAAAGAAAGAAAGAAAGAGAAAAGAAAAGAAAAGAAAAGAAAAGAAAAGAAAAGAAAAAGAAGGAUGGGUAAAGAAUUAAUCCUCACCCCAAGAACAAAUAAAGAAUGGAUGAGCACUGUGCAGCCUUGAAGUAGAGAGUGUGAUGUGUUGUCCCUAGGAAGAGAGUGGGGAAGGCCUUUGCUUCCCCAUACUGGGUGUCUUUGCCUUUUAACACAGUGGCUUAAAUUCUCACAAACACAAUGAACUGUGGUCAGGCUGUUCAGUAUUGAUUCCAGUCUAGGUCUUGCUGUUCACUAGAUGGUACCUACAGUUGUCUUUGGGGAGGGGGCACCAGCUCAGGGUGCUAGCCCAGGGUGCUCAUUAGUUCCUGGUCACCCAUAUCCCCAGGUGACUGCAGGGCAUCCCAUGCCAGGCACAAAGCCUCUGUGCUUCUCUUCUUCUCCUUUGUGGGAGGUGGUGCUGAAUUUCAUGACAUGGGGUGGAAGGGACAAACUUGGGAUAGUAGAAGGUUAAGGCAAACCAUACAUAAGGUCUAGACCAAGGGAAGUUAGUUAUUCACAAAAGCCUUGGCCUGGGAACCAUAAAAUGUCCACACCCAUGCAUGCACAUGCAUCAUAAAAUAAAUGAUAGAUUAUUGUCACAUACAAAUAUAAAAUACACAGCACACAUGCAAAAUGCACACCAGCCAAAAUAAUAUGAGGCAUAGGCAGAAAAGAUAGACAAAGCAUGUAUAUGCCGCAUAAGCAUGCAAUGUGCAUACCAACAUAGAAUAGCUGCAAGAGAUAUAUUUGCCCCGUGUGCAAAUGCACAGCAUGCAACUCAGAUGCAAAAUAUACAAAUCCAACUGGGGGUCGGGGACAAUGGAUAUACAUGCAAGUUACAUAAGUGAUGCUUUGUUAUUGUUUCUGCACACAAGCUCAGCUUAUAUACACAGUGCACCAAACUAUGCUAGGUACACCAAAACAAAAAACAAAAACAAAAAAAAUAAAUAAACAAACAGUACCCAUGCCCAUGAAUCCACACAAAAUGUAGGCAUUGAAUCAUCAUUGACUGCCUCUGCUUCCACAUCUAAAAAUUGAUAAAUGAAGGCAAGGGAUCAGAUUUAAUUGCUUUUCCUUGCCCAUAUCAAUAUCCCUCAAUAUUCUCCAAGGAGCCUCUUCUUUGGCAUCCAACCUCAUUCCUGAGACAUAACUCCUGAGGUUUCAAGUGGAAAGAUGUGGCACCAUAUCGAGCACUGGAACCUCUGGGUUUUCUACCUUUCGCCUUCCUGCAAGAAUCCCUCAGGGUGAAAGCUGUGGGAACUGCAAGAGCUGGCAACCUCUUGUGGGCUCCCUUGCUAUCCCUUUUCUUUCAAAGAAAAUCUACACUGAGGACCCGAACUCCUCUCCAAGUGUCUGGGAUCUCCAGAUUUCUCCCUAUUGUCUUGAAGCAGUGAUGGUCCAAGAAACUAUAGGAUUCUGAACCCUGAAUCAGGUUGAAAUGCCCCGAUUUUCUUUGAGCCAAAAGAUCUUAUUAACACUCUUUCCAAAGUAGUGUUGUCUGGAUCCAGGUCAGAAAGUUGGAUCUAUAGACUUAGCUCUUAAAAUGCUUUCCUUGCUCGUGGCAUUUCACUUACUCUUAGGCAUGAGUCCAAUGACGACAACUCUUGAUUCAUUCAAUCUAGACUUGUUCUCCCCUUACUUCCCAACCCAGGCUCCCAGGGAACUCAGGCUUCCCAUUCAAGUGUUGUGCCUUGACAAAAUCGCAGACCAGUUUAGCUGAAGUAAAAUGUGGUGGGGGACAUUAAUCUACGGCUAGAGGAGCAGUUAGCAAUUUUUAGAGAGCCUGGUAUUUGUCUUCUAUUCUAACACUAAAUUUAAAUACUUGGCAAUAUUACCCACCAUUACAGAGCCCAGGGGCUUCAUCCUGCUAGUAUUACCAGCUGGGGCCUCUGCAUUUUGGCAAAGGCUUUAUACAAAAUAGAAGUUAAAAGUUGCAUCCAGUCUUGGAUCAAGUUUUGUGGGCUCUGCUUCUAUAUCCCUGAGUAUCUUAACCCUCUGUUCAGGCCUCUAUAGAGGAGGCAAUGAGCAGAUAAUGGACAUGUGGUUCAAAACUUGUACACUUAACACACUGAGACUUGAGUUUCCAAAGCAAGAUAUCAAUUUCCACCAUAGCUUCAUGAGGCCUCUGUGGCCUCAGACAUUUGUAAAAGUUGUAGUUUCUGGGAGGUUGGACAGGAAAGAGUCCAGGAAAAGUAGAGAAAUUAUCAGGAAGAAAAGGCAACAGAGCUGUUGAAUUUCAGAGUAAAUUUAUCAGGAGCCAAGUUUUCAUUGAUUAAUUAAAAUUAAUUCAGGAACCCAAAUUUAAUUUAGUUAUGGCUCUGUGCCUUUCUAGAACUUCAGUGGUGUGUUAGAGUCAAGUCUUAGUGAGAAAAGUCAGAGCUUCUGAAGAUCCUCAGGCAGGGAAUUCAAUGCUACCCAUAGUCGUGGGAAGGAGUUAGAAACACAUCUUCCCCAGAGAAAAACUAUGGGAAGUACAAACAACAUGUGGAGGCCAUGAGGGGAGUGCAGUCCUCUGACGUGUUAGCCUAGGAUAGAGGGUGACCUCAGAGCUCUUCCUCUUCCAGUCUGCAUGGGGGGAAUGGGAUGGCUAAGGCCUGUGAGGGUUCUGAUGUGUAGGGUACUCCAGGUUACACAAUAGAGGUUCCUUUUGAUAAAGUGUUCAUCAUCCAGGUUCGAACUCAUGCCCUUCACUCAUUCACAUCAUUAGCUACCUGAGUCAACCAGGUGUAUAUGCUGGGAGCUGUCUUGGUAGUUAUAGUGACCAUUAUUUAUACCCUCAGACUUGGCCCUUAUUGAGACCAGCACACACACACACACACACACACACACACACACACAGAGAGAGCAGAAAGCAGGGAAGGAGAGGUAAGGGAUCCCUUGCACACUCCUCAGCUAACCUAGUCUACUUUUCCCUCCUUUCUGCUCCCCUUUUCCCUAAAACUCAGCUCCAUCUCUCAUAGUUUGUGUCUAACGUUCUUAAAGAGGAAAUGUGCAAUAAAAGCAAUAGUGACUGUUUUCUUUAGCAAUAGCUCUUUCAAAAAUCUUGCUCUCAGGACUGAAAAGUGAUAGAUGAUACAUACAUCAUCAGAUACGCCCUUGACCUCUGGACAUCUGUUCACGGUUUCUGUACUUCUUCUUCCUACAUGGUCAUAUGAAUGAUUCCUGUCUGCUGAGGUCCGACCUCCCUCUGGAAUGAACAUAUACACAGAGGUGCAGUGUGCACUCAAGGAAGGCCCACAAGAAGGCUUUCUUUUGACAUUCUGUCUUCUUUUUUCAUAUACUUUUUUCAUGUACCUCUGUGUGUGUGUCUGAACCCCUCUCCCACUGCCUUGCCUUUCUACCUUUUCUUCAGCAGUACCCUAGAAACCUUUAGGGACUGAAACCUCACAUCUGAGUGACCUUAUGCCAGCCUGUCUUGUUGAAUUUGUGUCUGUCUGUCAGGUGUAAUGGAAGUCUGUAGGAGAGUGCUUACCAAUAGAUAAGAAUAAAGCAUCCUGAGCCAUUACAGAAGAUCUUUUCCAUGCACUAGAAACCAUUACUUGAUUCUUUCACAGCCCUCUCCAGGGAAAUGAAUACCAAGGAAUGUAGCCAUGGGGUGUACGGAUGGGAUCAGUUACUCAGGCAGAGUUGGGAAUCGCCCUCUGACUCUCAUUCACAAUAGGCUGACUUGAGCAACUAGAGAGACUCCAUCAGAGCUUCAGAGCUUUGGGUAGAGGUGAACAGGCACAGAGGCAUGGGUCGUCAAGGGAUAUCAUUAGUGAAAUAAGCCCCACCUCCCACUACAGGAUGCACCUGUGCAAAAAUAGUUUUUAUAUUUCCCAGGGUUUUGGAAAGGACCCCUUUCUUGAAACAUCUGUGAGGUGAGCUAUUAACAUUCAGACUGGACAGGAAAGGCUGGCAACCCCAGGAGCCCAUUCCAUUCCUUCUCAAUCUACUUUGCUCCACACACCUUUGCAUAGCCUAACGUUGGAAAAUCUCAAGGAGGAGGGUGUCCUGGAUGCUUUGCGAUCCUGGUUAUUUGAGGAGAAAUGGGAAAAUGUGUGGUUCAGCCUUUGUGAUUGGAAAGUAGGAUUCCCUCUUGCCUUAGUUAAGUAAAGCAUUGGGAGGUGACAGAAGACCUUGCAUGGCUCAGAGUCAGCCUUCUAAAUCUCAGUGCUUGGUGCCUGGAAACAGAGGUGAAGCAGACAAAAAGGACAGGCUGAAUGAUGCUAGCUAAAGUAGAUCUGGAAGAGGGCUAAAGGGCACGGCGUGGCAUAUCAGAUGCUGCUGCUCCUACCACUUGCCACUUCCUACUAAAUGUAUAGAAAGACAGUAUAAUUCUUGUCAAUCAAGGUUUUAGUCCAUUGGUCCUGAGUUAUUAGAGGUUUUCCAUAUAUACAUAUACCUGUGUAUAUAUGUAUAGUAUAUGUAUAUAUGUAUGCCAUUAUUUCAAAAAUCAUCCACAAAUAGGCGGUGACAAAUCUCCUCAGUUUCACUAAUGUGGAAUACAUUUGACAUUCUAAGGAAUACGCUGCAUUUACUUGAAUUUUAACAUGACCUUCUUUGCAUUCUUUUCACCUCCCCAGUUCUGCUCUUUUCCGCUUAAAAACUUGUCUAGCAGGCAUUUAUUCAAACAAAAGAACAGGCUCAGGGUCACCUCUUUCCCUUCCCUGCCAGAGGGAAAGGUCGAUUCUUUUCCCUUCCUGCCUCAAGGAUCAAAGGGAAUCGAGAUCCCAGGGCCAGGUGCUUUCUUAGCCUUUAUUCUGUCCGCCUUGGUUGGCUGUAACCUAAUCUCUAAAGACUAGAAGAGUUAUGCCCAACUCUGUAGCUCUAGGGGAGUGGGACACUCAGAGACUUGGCUCAGCACUGGUCUAUUUAGCUUCCUCUUGGUCAGUGUUAGAGUCCUAGGGUUGGCUUUCAUGAAUUCUGAAAUAUCCUCCAUGAAAGGGAGGUGGGGCGGGGAUGGGCUUUGUGGCCUUUGGUAGAACUAAAUCACAUGUAGCUGAGUCUGAUCAAAUGAAAGAACAGAGGGCUGGGCCUAGAGCAACUAAAACCCACUUGUGUCUUUGGAGAUGAGCUGUAGACUGCUGGGUGGGAUCCUAAAUAUGCCCUCCAUUCUGUCUUGCCUAGCAGUGUUAAAGUCAUGGGGAAACACUUUUCUAGGCCUCAUCAUCUCCUUUAUUCUGUGUGCACUUUACUUAGAAGUGGGUGGGAGGGAUUCCUCACUAGUAUCUGAAGCAGUUGAGGUGAUACAGGGGUGGCUGUCAUUUCCCCCACAUUCCCAGAAGCUCGACAAUCUGGUCAAGUGAGCCAUCAUCCAGUAGGAGAAGCCUUUAACCUUGACUGAGCGUGACCAGCCACUAAGUGCUGCGGUUGAAGCAGCCUGUCUCUAUGGCCAUUUCUCGUCCUGCAUGAGCCCUAGCAUGGAAACUAAUCUAACUUCCCGUGCUCCUCCUCACUCCUAAAAUAGUCAGAUAUGUUCCAGCUGAGUGUGCCGCUGAGAAGCCCUUGCAUCAUUCUCCUGACGGAUGCAUAGGGCAGGUGUGAUUACAUAAUACUGUGGACAGCUGCUGCAGCAGCUACAUAAUUAAGGGGAGUAGAGAAGUGGCUGGGUGAUAGGACCUUAGGUAGUUACCCAGAGGACUAUAUGCUGUGUCUCUGGGUCCUUGGGAGAGGCCUCCAGGCCCUGCUUCUCCUUGAAAAUGACUCCCUAGACGCGGCUGCCUUGUUUGUCAGACUGCAUAAACACUCGGGGAUGCAGAGAAAGAAAAGGAGGAGCUUAGGGGAGAUGCUAUUCAGGGGCAUGCUUGGCUAGCAGACAACUACCGUAUUAGCCAUUAAUGUGACUGAGUUCUGGACUUACAAAGUGUAGAGACUCUGACCUGCCAAGUGAGGCUAAAAGGAGCACACGAGUUCAAGGCUAAGACCUGGAAUAGAAAAGCAAGAGGAGAGGCCUGGAUGGCUUUGGCAAGGGUGAGCCUCAGCUCCUGAGAGUUUGAACAUGCUCCGUGCUUGCCCCAGUUCUGCCUUCACGUGGGAGCCGGCGACCCAGUUUCCUUUUGUUGUCGUGCUUGGAUGGUUUCUUCAUUUGAAGGGCUCCGGGAAGCUGGAAAGGCCCAUGAUUGAGCUCCAGCCUGCUGAGCAAACAAUGCCCCAGCCAAAUUGGCCUCUUCCUGGGUUUCUGCAGUCAUGCACCCCUCUCUCCACUGAGGGUAAUCUUGGAACAGCCAGGACGAAUGGUGCCAGAAAGCAAGGAGGAUUCUCUUGUUUCCAUUACAGACAGAGCUGUAAAGCUCAUAAGUGAGGGCUGUUGUGUGCUUAUGUGCUUAUUAUAUAGGCUGGAGAACAUAUCUAUAUAUAAUAUAUUGUAUAUAUUAUAUAUGUGUGUAUAAAUAUAUAUGUUUAUAUUUAUACACACACUGUGGAAAUGGCCGCUCACUUAGGCUCAUGCAGCACAGACUAAUUAGGAUUUCACCGGCUUCUUUGCUGUUCAUGCAUGACUCUGCAUGACUCUGCAGCUGCCUUCCCGUGUCCUGUCUCUAAAAAAAAAUCACUGAAAACUCAAAGAGGAGCGGAAGAUCCAUAAGCCUCUUUGAGAUCAAUAGGGAAAAAGGAACUCCAAGGCUUAUAGCAAAGCUUCCUAAGGAUGAUGCUGAAAGGGAACGUGGGUCUCCAUGGUGAUAAGAGACAGAGAACCAAUGAGAGCUGAAGGCGGAGCAGGACUUGUGUGGAGGACUCAUGGGAACUGGGAGUCAUUUAACUAUUUGUUUGCUUCAUGAAAAUUUAGACACCAGCUGUAACUGCAUUGCACAGGGUGUAUAGAUGUUAUCAUUCUUGCUGACAUAUUCUGGAAGCUUUCAGCCCCACCAACACUGCCCCACCCAGGACUUCUGCAGCUGAGAGUUCCUGUGUCAGUAGGGUCUGAUAUAUGUACAUAGAUUAUACAUAUAUGUGUACAUAUGUGCCUCAAUGAACAUUGCCUGUUCACCUUAUCAUGGGUGUACAUAGACUUCAUAGAGCUCCACAGUCUUUUGUAAAUAUUGACACAAGUAAAUAAGUAUAUAAAUAUAUAUUACUGAGGAUUUAUUUUAACAUCAUUCUGUGUGAAAUGACAAAAAUAAAAUUUUUGACAGACA